Phodopus roborovskii (desert hamster) is the source of this 5646-nucleotide messenger RNA. It is a transcript of the gene H6pd, whose product is annotated as hexose-6-phosphate dehydrogenase/glucose 1-dehydrogenase. The transcript has 6 exons. Gene Ontology annotation, biological process: pentose-phosphate shunt, oxidative branch; glucose metabolic process; pentose-phosphate shunt. NCBI's taxonomy places the organism in Eukaryota, Metazoa, Chordata, Mammalia, Rodentia, Cricetidae. Gene Ontology annotation, molecular function: glucose-6-phosphate dehydrogenase activity; NADP binding; 6-phosphogluconolactonase activity. Gene Ontology annotation, cellular component: endoplasmic reticulum. The record is from RefSeq and is a predicted model, not a curated record. The coding region runs from base 445 to 2811 and encodes 788 amino acids.
UAGGCCCCUUUGCGCGCGCUCCUGGUUCCCGGGUGAGCGCCGCGCGGGGCCGCGGUGGCCUGAGGCCUGCCCGCUGGGUUCUGUCGCUGCGCAGCCUGAAAUUCUGCCGCCUCCCGGGCUGGACUUGGCCUUGCGCCCAGGCGCUCUCGGAGCGCCCAGGCGCGGUCCCGAGUGAAGCGCGCACCUGCUGAAGACGAAGCGCGGGCAGGGGGUCGCAUGUCCCCACACCCCAGCCGUCUGUCGUGCUAGCCAGCCCGGGCCACUUCCUGGAGGAGCGAGAUGAACUUCUCGGACUGUUUAGUGAUGGUUCUCUGGGACUGAUGACUCCAUUAGACAAAGAAGAAAGCGAGGGAGAAGAAAUUUCCUAAGUGGGCAUUUGGUUUCCUGCCUCUUGACCAGCGUCCAGCAUCGUGCACACAGUUCUGGCACCAAGACAUUUGGAAGAUGCUCAUAGUGGCAAUGUGCUUGGCCCUCCUGGGCUGCCUGCAAGCCCAGGAAUUCAAGGGACAUGUUUCCAUAAUCCUGCUGGGAGCAACGGGGGACCUGGCUAAGAAGUAUCUUUGGCAGGGGCUGUUUCAGCUGUACCUGGAUGAGGCUGGGAAGGGCCACAGUUUUAGCUUCCAUGGGGCGGCCCUGACAGCCCCCCAGCAGGGCCAGAAGCUCAUGGACAAGGCCCUGGAAUCCCUCUCCUGCCCCAAGGACUUGGCGCCUAGUCACUGUGAUGAACUCAAGGCUCAGUUUCUGCAGCUGAGUCAGUACCGCCAACUGAGGACAGCCGAGGACUAUCAGACCCUGAACAAGGACAUUGAGACCCAGGUCCAGCAGGAUGGGCUCUGGGAGGCUGGCAGGAUCUUCUACUUCUCUGUGCCACCCUUUGCCUAUGCAGACAUCGCCCGCAACAUCAACAGCAGCUGCAGACCACACCCAGGUGCCUGGCUGCGUGUUGUUCUUGAAAAACCCUUUGGCCAUGACCACCUCUCAGCCCAGCAGCUGGCUUCAGAACUUGGAAGCUUUUUCCAGGAAGAGGAGAUGUACCGGGUAGACCAUUACCUGGGCAAGCAGGCCGUGGCUCAGAUCCUGCCCUUCCGCGAUCAGAACCGCAAGGCCUUGGAUGGCCUCUGGAACAGGCACCACGUGGAGCGGGUGGAGAUUAUCAUGAAGGAGACUGUGGAUGCAGAAGGCCGAGCCAGUUUCUAUGAGGAGUAUGGUGUCAUCCGUGACACGCUGCAGAACCAUCUGACUGAGAUCCUCACGCUGGUAGCCAUGGAGCUGCCUCACAACAUCAGCAACUCAGCCGCCGUGCUACAGCACAAGCUCCAGGCUUUCCAGGCCCUGAGGGGACUGCAGAAGAGCAGUGCCGUCCUGGGCCAGUACCAGGCCUACAGUGGGCAGGUGCGUCAGGAGCUGCAGAAGCCAGACAGUUUCCAGAGCCUAACACCAACCUUUGCGGGUGUCCUUGUCCACAUUGACAACCUGCGCUGGGAGGGUGUUCCUUUCAUCCUGGUGUCGGGCAAGGCCUUGGACGAAAGGGUGGGCUACGUGCGGAUCUUGUUUAAGAACCAGGCAUACUGCACCCAGAGCGAGAGACACUGGGCCUCGGGGCGGAGCCAGUGCCUGCCUCAGCAGAUCGUCUUCUACAUUGGGCAUGGCGAGCUGGGCCACCCCGCCAUCUUGGUCAGCCAGAACCUGUUCAAGCCCUACCUGCCCACCCAGAGCUGGGAGGAGGUGCAGGACCAGCCCGGGCUCCGCCUUUUUGGCCGUCCUCUGUCUGAUUACUAUGCCUAUAGACCUGUGCGGGAGCAAGACGCCUACUCCACCCUCUUGUCUCACAUCUUCCACUGCCGGAAGGAGUCCUUCAUCACCACAGAGAAUCUGCUGGCCUCCUGGGUCUUCUGGACCCCGUUACUGGAGAGCCUGGCCCUCGAAGCCCCACGCCUCUACCCAGGGGGAGUGGAGAGCGGACACCUGCUGGAUUUUGAGUUCAGCGGCGGUCAGCUGGCCUUCUCCCAGCCGCUAGAGGUGCUGCUGCCAGAGCUAGGGUCAGUCCCAAAGCCCAGUGACUUCCAGGUCCUCAGGGCCCAGUACAGAGAGAGCCCACUGAUCACAGCCUGGCCAGAGGAGCUCAUCUCUAAGCUAGCCAGUGACAUUGAGGUCACCGCAGAACAGUCCGUCCGACGCUUUGGCAAGUUCCAUCUGGCGCUGUCCGGUGGGUCAAGCCCCAUUGCCCUCUUCCAGCAGCUGGCCACAGGGCAUUACAGCUUUCCCUGGGCCCAUACGCACCUGUGGCUGGUGGAUGAGCGCUGUGUCCCCCUCUCGGAUCCAGAGUCCAACUUCCAGGGGCUGCAGACUCACCUGCUGCAGCAUGUCAGGGUUCCCUACUACAACAUCCACCCCAUGCCGGUGCACCUGCACCAGCGGCUUUGUGCCGAAGAGGAUCAGGGCGCCCAGACCUAUGCCAGCGAGAUCUCAGCCCUCGUGGCCAACAGCAGCUUCGACCUGGUGCUGCUGGGCAUGGGCACUGAUGGGCACACGGCCUCCCUGUUCCCACAGUCACCCACCGGCCUGGAUGGUGAUCAGCUGGUGGUACUGACUGAGAGCCCGCUCAGGCCACACCAACGCAUGAGCCUCAGCCUGCCACUCAUCAACCGUGCCAAGAAGGUAGCCGUCCUGGUCAUGGGGAGGACAAAACGUGAGAUCACCAUGCUGGUGAGCCGUGUGGGCCACGAGCCUAAGAAAUGGCCCAUCUCGGGUGUUCUGCCUCUUUCUGGUCAGCUGGUUUGGUACAUGGAUUAUGAGGCCUUUCUGGGGUGACAGGAGCUCCCCGGUCUUAGUCCCUCUCAAGCCUUCUCUCAUUCACCCAGUGUGCCUUGCUGUCUGGAGCCUGGUGCCGGAGUGGGGCCCCAGAGAAGGGAGGACAAAACCCUGCCCCACGUCCUGGGUCCACUGGUUCUGUGCAAUUACGGUGCCUAGACAUUAAAAAAAAAAAAAAAAAAAAAAGCAGGCAUAACUCAGGCCCCUGCUGUGGCGAUGCCUCGGAACUCAGACAGGAAAGAAACUCUAAGCCUCUGCCAGCUGCUCGUCAGUAUCUACAACACAGGACAUGACAGGGAGGAGGCUGCAAGUUCACCAGUGUGGUGUGCGAAGACUGGCCGGAGAUCCCUGGACUGUUUUCUGUAGGAAGAGGAGCCAGGGUGGGAGGAGAAGGGUGCGGAUCUUCCGGGUCAAUGUAGUGCUCCGAGCCAGGCAAGAAGAGUAGAAACGGUCCCAGAUUGCACCAGGCAGCCUGCCUCUUCUGGAAUCCCUUCCUCCCUCUGUGUAUCCUCCUUCAGGCAGCUUCUACCUGCUCUGUGCCCACUGUCCUCAGCAUUCCCCAUUGCCCUUCUCCCUGUAUACCAAGGGGGGGGGGACACAGACACUGCCAUGUCAGCCCCCCCCCGCCCCAUCUAAAGACCUGUGCUCCCUUUCCCCUCUGAGAACCGUUCUGCCAUCACUGGACCAUCAGGUGUCUCUGAUCUAUAUGUAGACAGGGCUCUUUGUUUCCCCUGGGAGGUUGGGGGUGACUACAGCUCAUAGCCUCUCUCUAGGGCGUAUGUGACCAAUUCCCAGCACUAGGGGGCAGGCUGUAGCCGGCUCACAUCACACUACCUCUCUAGGGCUCCAAGCCUGGCCGCUGACUCUCCACCACUUCCUUCACAGCUAGCCUGGUACCACUGGGAACAGGAUAGACACAGCUCCCAACUCAGCCUCCUCCGGGGUCUCUGAAUUUUUAUUUUUAUUUUUUUUUUUAAAGAAAGCCAACAACAAACAUAAAGCAAGUGUCUCAGGGCACACGCAGUUUCGGUUUCGGCCUCCUGUUAGUCACAUGGACAAGGUAGGGCAUAGAAGGGUUACCACAGUCCUUGCCUCACACACAGAGUCUCAGUGUCUUCCAGGAAAUCUGUUUCUCUCCUUUUGAUUGAGUGUAUUUUCUCCCAGGCCGUGCCUGGAAAAGAACCUGUGUUUGCACUAGAGAUGUGUGCAGUGUGGCCUGAGCCGGGGCUCUGGAUGGAUGAAAGGCAUUCUUACGAAAAUUCUGCUUCCUCUGGCCCCCAGGGGCCCAGACUGACAGAACACCUCUAUUGCAAGAGAGCUACCCCUCUGCCACCGGAAAGGACCCACAAUGCCCUGGGGUCCUUUUCUGGCUGGUGUAGCUGCUGGUGAGCUUCCACCUUUGGCCAUGUGGGGGAGCCCACGAGCCACCACUCACAUUCCACCCAGGAGGCAAGUUUAGUGCCUCAUUUCUUUGUUUUAUGGUCUGCCUCUCUGGCUUCCCCAGUGAGUUCUCAUCUGUUCUUUAAGGCCUCUGCCCUCUGAAGUUUCAAAGUCAGAGAGGAAGGGGUCUUGCAUGCCUCGGGAGAGAGGGUGAACAGGCUUUGUGUCACCGUUCUGAAUAACAGUGAGUCACUGCCGGGCCCGAGCCUAGAAUGUCCUGUUCUUACCCAGAAGAAUGACUCGCUCUAUCUGUGGGGAGCUGCACAGGGACGGCCAGGGUGGGGAAAUACCAAAGAUUUCUUUUCCAGGAGCAGGCACUAGUGCAGUGGCAUUGGGAAGGCUGGGGGAGACAUGGUCAGUCUCUGGCGUGCCCCUGUGCAUGGCAUGCCCUUUUCUCUUCUGCCCUGGGGUUAGGAAGGAGUGAUGCUCAGUCAGGACCCCCCCCCCCCAGUGUGCUGGCUGCUCUCCAGACCUCGUGGCCCUGUUGUCCAUAGAAACAGUGCUUUCUAUCACCAGUCAGUCACAUGACCCAUGUCUUGAGUCUCAGGAAGGAGUUCUCAGCCUUAGGACCUGGGAUACCCUCAAUUCUGUUUUUCAUUAAAAAAAGAUUGUUGCUUGCUAACCACUUACAUUGAGUUGGCCACCGUGUGAAGAACACAACCUUUGCCAGUUUCCCGCCUGUCGGGAAGUAGGGAUCUGAGGCAGGGAAGAAAUGAUAGGUGUCCAGGACCCUGGAGGAAGAGGGAUGUAUGGCCACUUGUAUCUGGGACACAGCCUUCCUUCCCCAAAGUCCACUUCCACUCAGGCUCCCCCAGGGAGGUGAGGUCCUGCAGCUUGGGGACCCCUGGCCUCGCAGUGCAGCGGUCUCCCGGGCUGCCACAGGGCGCUGGGGGGAUGCCGCUGGCUGCAUCCCCAUCAUCCCUUGGGGAGAGGGGAGGGAGUGAUGACAUAAGGGGAGCAGAAACCUACCCUUUGCUUGGGUGGACCUUGUGUGUCUCAUGCUGACAGGCAGAUGCUAAAUGCCAGCACACUUUGUCCUGUGGACAGCCCAGUUUGCUGCCGGCGGGACCUCAGUGACUGAUAAUAUCAAACUCAGAUUCGAUAGCCCCUUCCCAGCACCCUGGGGAUGCAGGAGGGCCUCACAUGGCAGACUCAGGUUCCCUGAAUGGGCCCAUGAUUGCUUCAUGGGAAGGACACAGGGGCAUGUGAAUGGCAUAAGGAGCCCUUGGGGUGACAUUGACAGCAUCUCCUGCCCAAACUUUGCAGCUUGUGAGGGGCUUGUGGGUGGCACAAGCUAGAUUCUGAUUUCCAGCCCUGGGCAAAUGUUCCUGCUGAUUAAUUUGUCCCUUCUUAAUUCCUUGCUUCUUUUUUAUGAUUAAAUUGUUUUAAAUUGUA